Molecule: messenger RNA, 864 nt
Organism: Elephantulus edwardii (Cape elephant shrew)
Lineage: Eukaryota; Metazoa; Chordata; Mammalia; Macroscelidea; Macroscelididae
Gene: CD300A
Product: CD300a molecule
Exons: 7
Coding region: 1-864 (287 amino acids)
Cellular component (GO): plasma membrane
Molecular function (GO): transmembrane signaling receptor activity
Source: RefSeq, a predicted model, not a curated record
AUGAGCCCUUGCAAACGGGCUGCCUGGCUGCCUCCAGCUCUGCUCCUUCUCUGGCUCCCAGGCUGUGUGACACUGAGCGGCCCCGGGACGGUGAGUGGCCCUGAGGGGGGAUCCCUGAGCCUGCAGUGUCGGUAUGAGGAGAAAUUCAAGAAUAAUGACAAAUACUGGUGCAGAGAAUCAAUACUCACAACAUGUAAGAAGAUUGUGGAAACCAAAGGGUCAGAGAGAACAGUCAGUAAGGGCCGAGUGUCCAUCAGGGACUUUCCUGAGCAGCUCAACUUCAUGGUGACCAUGUGGGACCUCACAGCGGAGGACGAUGCUGUGUACUGGUGUGGCAUUGAUAUAAAAUGGUGGGAUGAUAAGUUCAUUCUACUUGAUUCCUACUUCAAGGUGGUGGUAUGUGUGAGUCCAGGAUGGGUAGCUGAGACCAUGCUGGAGCUGCACCGGGCCCUGAGGGCCAGGGAGAAGCUGCGAUCAGGGCUCCCCGUGCUGCUCUCGGUGGUCAUCAUCCUGCUGCUCCUACUGACCGGGACCUCCCUGGUGGCCUGGAGACUGGCCCGGAGACGGCGGAAAGCUGCCAAGAAUGUAAAGACCUCCCACAACCACAACCAGCCUCAGCCCCAGCUCCCUGAGCCGAGUGAGCCGUGUUACGAAAACCUGGCGCUUCAGACCUUGCACACAUCAGGCAGAGCUCCCAACGAGCAGAAUGUGGAGGUGGAGUACAGCACAGUGUCUAAACCCAAGGAAGAGCUUCAUUACACUUUGGUGAAGUUCACUGGCCAGAAUCAGGAUUCUGAAGCCACCAGGACUCCUUCCAGGAGUCCCAGGGAAGAACCAGAAUACAGCGUGAUAAAGAAGAGAUAA